Messenger RNA from Aspergillus heteromorphus CBS 117.55, 2272 nucleotides. RefSeq names its product ATP-dependent DNA helicase 2 subunit KU80. Gene Ontology annotation, biological process: cellular response to gamma radiation; telomere maintenance; cellular response to X-ray. Gene Ontology annotation, molecular function: damaged DNA binding; double-stranded DNA binding; telomeric repeat DNA binding. The record is from RefSeq and is a predicted model, not a curated record. Lineage: Eukaryota; Fungi; Ascomycota; Eurotiomycetes; Eurotiales; Aspergillaceae. The coding region runs from base 74 to 2242 and encodes 722 amino acids. The transcript is spliced from 10 exons. Gene Ontology annotation, cellular component: nucleus; Ku70:Ku80 complex.
CAACAGCGCUUCUGGCUUCUGCUGGGCUAAGCCUAGUCUUUAUUCUGUCUUUUUGGUCUUUACUCCCGCAACCAUGGCCGAAAAAGAGGCGACGGUCUACAUCGUGGACUGUGGAAGGUCCAUGGGCGAGCGCCGCAAUGGUCGGUCAGUGACGGAUCUCGAAUGGGCUAUGCAGUAUGUUUGGGACCGCAUCACAGGGACGGUCGCGACGGGGCGCAAAACGGCUCUGGUUGGGGUGGUCGGGUUGCGGACUGAUGAUACUUUCAAUGAACUUGACGACGAUCCGGAGUUCUCGCGUAUAUCUGUGCUUUCGGGUCUGAAACAGUUCCUCAUGGAGGAUAUCCGACAGUUAGGCGAACAGAUCAAGCCCAGCAAUACGAAUAAGGGAGAUGCCAUCUCUGCCCUUGUUCUGGCUAUCCAGAUGAUCAUCACGCAAUGCAAGAAGCUCAAGUAUAAGCGCAGGAUUGUCCUGGUGACCGAUGGUCAGGGUCCGAUGAGUUCCGAGAACCUCGACCAGAUCACCAAGAAGAUCAAGGAGGACAAUAUCGAGCUGAUUAUUCUGGGGCCCGACUUUGAUGAUCCUGAAUAUGGAGUGAAAGAGGAGGAUAAAGAUCCGCGAAAGGCUGAGAACGAAGCGCUGCUGCGCAGUCUCGCCGAAGACUGUGAUGGAGCCUAUGGAACAUUGGAGCAGGCCGUGGCGGAGUUGGAGAUGCCCCGUGUGAAGAAUACCAGGAUAAUGGCCACUUUCAAGGGCUUCCUUCAACUAGGCGACGCAGAGAAAUAUGAUACUGCGGUGCGCAUCCCUGUGGAACGGUACUACAGGACCUACUCCGCGAAACCCCCCUCUGCGAGCCAGUUUGCUCUACGAUCCGACCUGGCAGAAGGACAGACACAAUCCUCGGCAACGGUGGCGGGCAACGAAGAGUCCCAGACCGACGGUAGCUCCCUUACAACCAUACGCAACCUGCGGACGUACCAAAUAACCGAUGAAACCGCCCCAGGUGGGAAGAGGGAUGUGGAGCGGGAGGACCUUGCCAAGGGCUACGAAUAUGGCCGGACGGCAGUCCAUAUCGACGAGACCGACGCGAACAUCACGACUCUCGAAACAAGAGCGGCUAUCGAGCUUGUGGGCUUUAUCCAGAGCGACCAUUACGACCGAUACAUGCACAUGUCCACGACCAACAUGAUCAUUGCUCAGCGCGCCAACGACAAAGCAUCCCUCGCUCUCUCCUCCUUCAUACACGCGCUCUUCGAGCUAGAAUGCUACGCCGUCGCUCGCUUGGUCAUGAAGGAGAACAAGGCCCCGACCAUGGUCCUGCUUGCGCCGUCGAUCGAACCCGACUACGAAUGUCUCCUUGAGGCACAGCUGCCAUACGCAGAGGAUGUCCGAACAUACCGAUUCCCUCCCCUCGACAGGGUAAUCACGGUGUCUGGCAAGGUGGUGACACAGCACCGGAACCUGCCCAAUGACGAUCUGCUCGAUGCCAUGGACCAAUAUGUCAAGAGCAUGGAACUUAACGAUACGGAUGAGAAUGGAGAACCAACGGAAUCCCUCCCAAUCGACGACUCUUUCUCGCCGGUCCUGCAUCGAAUCGACGCAGCGAUCCGUCACCGUGCCACCCAUCCCAAAGAACCAGUUCCUCCCCCCGCAAAGAUCCUCACCAGAUUCUCCCACCCCUCCGAAGACCUAGUGGAGCGGUCCAAGAAAUGUCUCGACAAGCUAAUCGAAGCUUCCGACAUCAAGAAAGUGCCGCCCAAAGUCAAAGGCCGCAAACGCACCCGAGAGGCCGAGAAACCGCUCUCCGGCCUCGACGUGGACGCCCUGCUCCACCAGGAAAAGCGCCACAAGAUCUCGCCCAACAACGCCAUCCCCGAAUUCAAGCAGACGCUCUCGCAGGCAGAGAACAUCGACACCAUCAAGGAGGCGGUGCAGCAGAUGGGCGCGAUUAUCGAGGACCAAGUCAAACACAGCCUGGGAGAUGCGAACUACGACCGGGUCAACGAGGGACUGGGCACGAUGCGGGAAGAGCUGAUAUCGUAUGAGGAGCCUGCUCUGUACAACGACUUCUUGAAGCGGCUCAAGGACCGGCUGCUGAAGGAGGAGCUGGGUGGGGAUCGGCGCGAGCUGUGGUGGCUGAUCAGGCGGAGUAAGCUGGGCUUGAUUGAUCGCGUGCAGUCGGAUCGGUCUGAGGUGACGGAGGAGGAGGCCCAGGCGUUUAUGUCUGCUAAGUGGGUGGUUUAGGGUGGCAGAGAUACCAAGUAGUAUGAACGU